AUGAGAGAAGCCACGAAUUACAGAAUUCCUUUGAACAGCUUUAUUCUAACGAUCUGUGAAAUUCUAAAAAGCAAAAUAGAAGAAGAACGCCUUUCACAUGAAGGCCUGGAAGCCCAGCUAGAAUUUCAUCGCAAACGAGCUGCUCAAGCCGAGGAUUGCGUCGCUGAAUUAAGACGUCGCAUAUUUGACUCGGAGCAAUCCCAUAUCAGUGCAGUGAACGAACUAAGUUGCGCUCGAUUAGCUUCAGAAGGACUUGAGCGAGAACUAUUUGGCGAGAAGCAACUAAAUAAGGAAGUUGUGGCUGAUUUGAAAAAGGCAAAUGAGACAGCACUGAAGCUUCGCACAGAUUUGCAGGUUCGUUAA
Molecule: messenger RNA, 363 nt
Organism: Cooperia oncophora
Lineage: Eukaryota; Metazoa; Nematoda; Chromadorea; Rhabditida; Trichostrongylidae
Source: the annotation of a GenBank genome assembly